AUGGCGAUCUCGUUAACCGGCGUUGCCAUCCUGCUGUUGGCUCUGUUGUAUGGCGCCGCUGCCGCCACUCAGCCAGGGUACAGCUGCGACUGCUCCUCGCGCAACAACUGCAUGUGCCCCAGCAAUGAGGCGCCCGGCGGGAUGGAGCUCAAGGACGUGCCACAGUUCAUCCUGUGGACGCAUGACGACGGCAUCACGCCGCUGACGGAGCGGUCGUUCCGGGAGGUGGCUGAUGAGCGUCAGAACCCCAACGGCUGCCCCGUGCGCACAACCAUGUUCACCACCGCUCAAGCCACAGACUGCGAGCUGGCCUACGGCAUGUGGAAGGACGGGUACGAGAUUGCCACCCACACCGCCGACCACACCUCGCUGCCAGACGGCACGCCGCUCAACGAGACAGUGGAUGCCAUCCUGGGCGCCAAGCGCUUCCUCAGCCAGGAGUGCGGCAUCCCGGCCUCCGACAUCCGCGGCUUCCGUAACCCAUACCUCGUCACCAACCCGCUCGUGCGCCAGGUGCUGUUCGAGAAUGGGUUCCUCUACGACAGCACGCUGCUUGAGGCCACCAACAGCGAGUCGCUUUCCACCUCGAUGGAGGACCGGACCUGGCCCUACACAAUGGACUAUGGCAUCGCCCAGAACUGCGCCUGGUUUGCGGACACCCAGGCCUGCGAUAAGUCGGAGCGCUGGCCAGGGCUGUGGGAGGUCCCACUGUGGGUGCUGCAGGUGCUGGGCCUGGAGUUCACGAUGGAUCCGGGCUACUAUGGCGGCCGGGGCGUGUAUGAGCCUCUGAAGGAGGCCUUUGACGCCGCCUACGCCGGCAACCGCGCCCCCGUGCCCAUCUACAUCCACACCACAUGGGUGGAGAAGCAGCCCGAGCGGCUGGAGGAGCUGAAGCGGUUUGCAGACUACACUCUUGACAAGGGCGACGUGUUCUGGGUGACCAUGAGCCAACUGAUCGAGUGGAUGAGGAACCCUGUGCCCGCCUCGCAGCUGAGCAAGGCCAUGUGCGCACGGCCGGCGGCGGCGGCGGCGCCGCCGGCCAUGCCGGCCGAUGGUGCCAACGUCACGCUUACCUUGAACGGCGCCACGGCGACGCAAGUGGCUGACCAGUCCGACCGUCUGGUGGCGGCGGUGGCGCAGCUGCUGGGCGCAGAAUCAGACGACACGUUUGUGGCGGCUACAAGCGGCGGGCCCGGUGCGAGCAAGGCUGCUGGCGCCCAGCGCAGGCUGCUGGCCCAGGCGGGCAGCCCCCUGCAGGUCACUGUGGUGGCUGCCGGCGCCGACCCUCUCGCCCUCUACUGGCACGCCAGUGCUGCCAACACGCAGGCAGCUCUGGAUGGGGAGCUGUCUGUCAUGGGUCUGCAGACGGAGGGCAAGCCUGUGGUGGUGCCUUUCAAGGGCGGCGUGGCGCUGUCGGUUGCGUCCGCUCCGGCCCCGGCUCCUGUGCCGGUACCCAAGCCCGCCGCCGUGCCUCUGCCCAGGGCAGCCCCUGCCGCAACCCCCGCCGCAGCCUCGGGCACGGCAGCGGCUGCUGGCGGUGCUGACGAUGCCACCACCAGCACUCCCACCGCCGCCAGCGACCUACCGCCCAGCAGCAGCAGCAGCAGCACCCCCGCUGCUCCCACCGCCAGCAGCACCCCGGCUCCCGCCACCAUGGAAGCGGUGGACACCAGCGGCUCUGGGGGCCUGAGCACGGGGGUGAUUGUGGGCAUUGCGGUGGGCGCCGUGGCGAUGGCCCUCCUGCUGGCCGCCAUCGCCGCGUUCCUGCUCACCUCGCGGCCGCGCCGCUCGCACAGCGCCAAGAUGUCUGCCGCCUCGAGCAUCGUGGACGAGACCCCCCAGGGCUCCCCCACCAAGGGCUCACCCAUCAAGGGCUCUCCCAUCAAGGGCUCCCCCACCAAGCAGGACACCCCCCGCCAGCUCAACAUCAUCGUCACCUCUGCUUAG
This is a messenger RNA of Chlorella variabilis, 1947 nucleotides long. RefSeq lists its product as hypothetical. The transcript is spliced from 14 exons. Gene Ontology annotation, biological process: carbohydrate metabolic process. The record is from RefSeq and is a predicted model, not a curated record. NCBI's taxonomy places the organism in Eukaryota, Viridiplantae, Chlorophyta, Trebouxiophyceae, Chlorellales, Chlorellaceae. The coding region runs from base 1 to 1947 and encodes 648 amino acids.